This is a messenger RNA of Colletotrichum godetiae, 345 nucleotides long. RefSeq lists its product as uncharacterized. Bases 1 to 345 code for a protein of 114 amino acids. Lineage: Eukaryota; Fungi; Ascomycota; Sordariomycetes; Glomerellales; Glomerellaceae. The transcript has a single exon. The record is from RefSeq and is a predicted model, not a curated record.
AUGCAGAAACUCCUUUGGGUCGGUUCACUCAGCGCUGCAUCAUGCCCUGAAGCUGUGCCAUCCCUCCGGCAUCCCAUCCUGCUGGAUAAAUGUCAACGACCCAAGGCUGACCGAGAUCGUCCAGGCACUUCGCUAUCAAGGUUUGCGAGCUUCACGGAAGCAACGGCCGCAGUAUCAGGUGAACCAACAGAACAAGAUCGCAUCGCCUACCACUCCAAAAACGCCGUCGUCGUAUGUCAUGACGUGCGAGGACCCAGAGCCCAUGCUGCCACCUCUCCCUGGCUAUAUCUAGCCACGAUAUACCCCUUCUGGGCUUCUCUCGAUCCCGUUCCGGGCGCACGAUGA